UUUAAUCAUUCAAGGUUAACACGUACCAGCGGACUGUAGUAAAAUAACGCUAAAAACGGUGGUGCCUAUCUAUUUUGAUAAUGUGUUAUCUUGCGCUCAAUUCAUAAUGAAAAUACAUAUUACUUAAUUCUUAUCAAAAAAACUGUAAGACGUAUAUAUUUUGUUGCAAACAUCGGAAAGUUGCACAUAAACAAGUGAGUUUGUAGUGUUCGUUGCAAAAUGUUUCAUUUACGGCGCAUACCGAGGAGUAUUGUGGCGUGUUCACGAUGGAACUCUUCGCAAGUGGCACCUUUAGUAUCGAUAGACGUGGACAAUGAAGGAAUAGCAACACUGCAGAUGCAGAGACUACCAGUGAACAGUUUAAACCUGGAUUUAUUUCAGGCGAUAAAAGAUUCAGUGAUUGAAAUUGAAAAAAAUAAAUGCAAAGGCUUGGUUUUCACGUCGGCAAGUCCAACGAUAUUUUCAGCGGGAAUCGACUUAAAUGAAUUACACAAACCAGAUGUAAAACGUUUGACUAAGAUGAAGGAGACUCUUUUUGAUGCCUUUAUGAAAGUGUUUGGGUCGGACCUUAUAACAACUGUUGCGAUCAAUGGUUACACAGCAGCCGGGGCCUUUAUUCUGUGCCUGGCAUUUGAGUACCGCGUAAUGACGACUGGUAAGGCCGUCAUGGGGUUGAAUGACACAGCAGUUGGUAUCCCACCAGCUCCAUGGCUGGGUGAGCUGAUGACCCGAGUGAUGGGGCCUAGACAUGCGGAGUUUGCCCUUACUAGUUCAUAUAUGUACUCGGCUGAGAAAGCUUUGCAGGUGGGUCUGGUGGAUGAGGUAGCAGCAGAUAAAGAAGACGCAAUAGAGAAAUGCAAGGCUUACAUACGAUUGUACGAUCAAAUACCAGUGACAGCCCGAAUUAACACUAAGCGCAACUUCAGACAAGACUACCUAAAGAAAAUCGAACAAAACAAACAACAAUACACAACUAACUUCGUAAACACUAUAUCAAGCGCGGAAGUUCAAAAGUUAAUGGAUACUUUCAUGGAAAAUUUAAAGAAGAAAAAGUCGGCUAAAUCUAAAUAAGCUGCUUAAGUUUAGUUAGUUCAAAAGCUAGUUUACCUAAAUAAAGUGACACUGAAGUCGCAAAAAGACGCGGGACCAAAAAAUAUAGCCACCAAACCAAGGAGCUUUCCACGCGGGAGUGAGUGCCUAUUAAAAUAACUCAAAUUUUU
Molecule: messenger RNA, 1220 nt
Organism: Spodoptera litura
Lineage: Eukaryota; Metazoa; Arthropoda; Insecta; Lepidoptera; Noctuidae
Product: enoyl-CoA delta isomerase 1, mitochondrial-like
Biological process (GO): fatty acid beta-oxidation
Cellular component (GO): mitochondrion
Source: RefSeq, a predicted model, not a curated record